Molecule: messenger RNA, 862 nt
Organism: Clarias gariepinus (North African catfish)
Lineage: Eukaryota; Metazoa; Chordata; Actinopteri; Siluriformes; Clariidae
Gene: litafd
Product: Lipopolysaccharide-induced tumor necrosis factor-alpha factor homolog-like
Exons: 5
Coding region: 48-485 (145 amino acids)
Molecular function (GO): zinc ion binding
Source: RefSeq, a predicted model, not a curated record
GCACCCAGAACACAGCUGCAGCAGGGUACAGCUAAACAGAUACGGAAAUGAGCUCCCCAAUAAAAGAUCCUCCGCCCUACAUCAUACCAGACGCCAUAGGAGACAAUGUGAAGGUGUACAAGGUGCACACGCCGUUUGACCCAGCGUCCGCUCCCACCAGGUCAGAAUACAGAGUGCCGGCCCAAAGCACGACAGUUCAGACGACGUCCACGACCCCUGAGAGGAACAGGUACGUGAAUUAUGAAUCGGACCUGGGACGCUCUCCUAGCAUGACCACGUGCACCUACUGCAGGGAGCAAGUCCUCACACAAGUCACCUAUAAAGUGGGAACCUACGCAUGGCUCAUGUGCCUCCUCUUCAUCUUGUGCGGGUUCGUGCUUGGCUGCUGCCUCCUGCCUUUCUUCCUCAAAUUCUUCAAGGACGUCUACCACUCCUGCCCCAAGUGUCAACGUGUUCUGCACGUGGAGAAGAAAAGAUGCUGCUGACCCCGGCUAAACCCGGCUACAGUUAAUGCUUACAACAUAGCUGCAGAAAAAGAAACAUGAAAAAGAAAAAAACACACACACAACACACCUACCACCAUCACCAUCUGGUCGACAUGAUCAUGUAUGAACAUGAGAUUAGCUGAUGGACCAUUCGGCAGAUAAAAAAAAAAAACAAAAAAAAAAAACUAUCAAUGUAUUAGUAUUAUGAUUAUGAUAAUUUGCUUCUGCAAUACACAACCAUCGCUUCAGACAUUUAGGAUGUUUUGAUUCACAUGAUCAGCGUUUUCUAAUCCGAAGUUCCAUGAGUCCAUGUUUUUUGCUCUGUUGUCAGUCCUGCAAUUUUUCUUGUUUUGGUUGGUUCAAGUGCGUUUGUUUCU